Messenger RNA from Stomoxys calcitrans (stable fly), 349 nucleotides. RefSeq names its product kappaPI-actitoxin-Avd3b-like. The record is from RefSeq and is a predicted model, not a curated record. Gene Ontology annotation, molecular function: serine-type endopeptidase inhibitor activity. The transcript is spliced from 2 exons. Lineage: Eukaryota; Metazoa; Arthropoda; Insecta; Diptera; Muscidae. The coding region runs from base 40 to 276 and encodes 78 amino acids.
GAUUAAAGUUUCGCUUAGAGAACUUCCUAUUAAAUCAAUAUGAAAGUAUUUGCUUUGAUUUUGUCUAUUUUUGCCUUGGCCUGCUCUGCCUUGGCUCUUAAGGAUCCAAUUUGCGCCUUGCCUUCUUCCGAGAUUGGCAUCUGCCGUGCCAUGUUACCCCGUUACACCUAUGUGGCCUCCUCCAAUGAAUGUGUGAAAUUCUUCUAUGGCGGUUGUGAUGGCAAUGAGAAUAAUUUCCAUACCAUGGAAGAAUGCGUAGAAAAGUGCAAGGAAUAAAUCUAAAAAAAGAUCUAGGAACAAAUUGUAAAAACCAUAAUACUCAACAAAUAAAAUAUUACAUUCAAUGAUA